GUUUCUCUCUCUCUCCUGCUCCCCUCUCGUGUCCCCUCUCUGUGUCUCUCUCCUGCUUCUUCCGCACCUCCCUCUCUCACUCUCUCCUGCUCCUCCUCCUUCACCUCCUCUGUCUCUCUUUCUUUCUCUCCCUCUCUCUCUCUCUCUGUCCUGCUCCUCCCUCACCUUCUCACACUCUCUCUUUCUCUCUUACCCCUGCUCCUCCCUCGCGUCCUCUCUCUCUCUCUCUCUCUCUCUCUGUUUCUCUCACCUGCUCCUCCCUCAUCUCUUCUCGGUCUCUCUCUCUCUCCUGCUCCUCUCUCAUGUCCUCUCUCUCGCUGUCUCUCCCUCCUGCUUUUUUCUCACCCCUCUCUCCUUCUCCUCCCUCACGUCCUCUUUCUUUCUCUCUCUCUCUGUCUGUCUGUCCUGCUCCUCCCUCUCCUUCUCUCUCUCUCUCACCUAUUCCUCCCUCACCUCCUCUCGGUUUCUCUCUCUCUCCUGCUCCCCUCUCGUGUCCCCUCUGUGUCUCUCUCCUGCUUCUUCCUCACGUCCCUCUCUCUCUCUCUCUCCUGCUCCUCCUCCUUCACCUCCUCUGUCUCUCUUUCUUUCUCUCUCUCUCUCUCUCGCGCUCUCUCUGUCCUGCUCCUCCCUCACCCCCCCCCCCCCCCUCCUGGUCGCUCUCACAGAAACACAAGAAGCCCUGCGGCGGAGGGGAGAAGCAGGAGAAGCAGUACCCAAACGAGCGAGAAGCAGCAGAAGUCCCACCUGAGAAGAAGCAUCAUCACCUGACCUUCCGGACGAGCGCCCAAAGCAUGCCCCAUCGCAGCCAUGACUUGCUCGGCGUCAGAUAGUGAGAAGAUCGUCAUCAACUGCGGAGGAAUCCGACAUGAGACCUACCGGAGCACCCUGAAGACGCUGCCGGGGACGCGGUUGUCCUGGCUGACGGAGCCCGACGCCUUCAGCAACUUCGACUACGACCCCAAGUCCGACGAGUUCUUCUUCGACCGCCAUCCCGCCACCUUCGCCUUCAUCCUCAACUACUACCGCACCGGGAAGCUGCACUGCCCCAACGACGUGUGCGGUCCUCUCUUCGAGGAGGAGCUCGCCUUCUGGGGCAUCGAUGAGACGGACGUGGAGGCGUGCUGCUGGAUGAACUACCGGCAGCACCGCGACGCCGAGGAAGCCCUGGACAGCUUCGAGACUCCCGAGCCGGACGCGCCGGAGGAAGACCCGGCGCUCACCGGCGGGGCCGACGGGGACCUCAAGCGGCUCUGCGUGCAGGAGGAUGGACGCCGGGCCACCUGGUGGGAGGUGUGGCAGCCCAAGAUGUGGGCUCUCUUUGAGGACCCCUACUCGUCCAAAUACGCCCGGUAUGUGGCGUUUGCCUCGCUCUUCUUCAUCCUCCUCUCCAUCUCCACCUUCUGUCUGGAGACCCACGAAGUCUUCAACACCAUCUACAACAAGACCGAGAACAUCACUGUUGGCAACGUCACACACGAGGAGAUCGUAUACGAAGUGGUGACAGACGGCUGGCUGACGUACGUGGAGGGUGUGUGCGUCAUCUGGUUCACCAUCGAGGUUCUGCUGCGCGUCAUCUUCUGCCCCGACAAAGCUGAGUUCUUCCGCAGCGCCCUGAACAUCAUCGACUUUGUGGCCAUCGUCCCCUUCUACCUGGAGGUGGCGCUGAGCGGACUGUCUUCCAAAACCGCCAAAGAUGUGCUGAGCUUCCUGCGCGUGGUACGCUUCGUUCGAAUCCUGCGUAUCUUCAAGCUCACCCGCCACUUUGUGGGUUUGCGUGUGCUGGGCCAUACCCUGAGAGCCAGCACUAACGAGUUCCUGCUGCUCAUCAUCUUCCUGGCACUGGGCGUCCUCAUCUUCGCAACCAUGAUUUACUAUGCCGAACGCAUCGGUGCUGACCCGGAUGACCCCACUGCCGCUGCCCACACAAACUUCAAGAACAUCCCCAUUGGGUUCUGGUGGGCCGUGGUGACCAUGACCACGCUGGGGUACGGGGACAUGUACCCGGAGACUUGGUCGGGAAUGUUAGUGGGCGCCCUCUGCGCCUUGGCCGGCGUAUUGACCAUCGCCAUGCCCGUUCCCGUCAUCGUAAACAACUUUGGCAUGUACUACUCGCUGGCCAUGGCCAAGCAAAAGCUCCCCAAGAAGAGGAACAAACAUAUACCUCGAGCACCCCAACCUGGAAGUCCCAACUACUGCAAACCGGACGCUCUCGCCAUGGCCACCGCCUCACCGCACAGGCUCAUGGGAAAUGUGCUGGGGCCUGGCAUGGUGACAUCCGGUAGCUUGAUCGCCGCUGGAGAUUGUCCGCUGGCACAGGAGGAGAUUAUUGACAUCAACAGAGCAGACUCAAAACGAAAUGGCGAUGCAGCCAAUGCGGCAGCACUGGCCAAUGAGGACUGUCCCACCAUUGACCAGGUUCUGGGGGACGAGCGCAGUCCGGCCACCGGGGGCCUCGGUUCGACCACCAGCCGUGAGCGCUACCCGCAUGAUCGGGCCUGCUUCCUGCUGAACGCUGGGGAAUUCCAGCGCACGACAGAUGGCAACGUUCGAAAAGUAGGAGGCACUGUCAACGGCUACUGGAGCGACAGCCCGUGGUAGAGCAGCCGUGGACUCAUGGAGCAGAACUUGACAAGACCCCUUCCCAACAUCCAAAUAUGCAACACAAAGCGGACGACGGCGCUGUUGGACUCGUACGCCGCCAGUGUGUACGUGUGUGUGUACGUGUGUGUACGUGUGUGUGCACAUGCAGCUACCUCUGUACUCUACUCAGACGCACAAAAGACUUUCGAGAUGAAAGGAAGAAAUGCUUUUGUUCAAUGGAAGACACAUAUUUCAUUCAUUAUGGAUUUAUGAAUAUUUUUAUGAUUAUUAGGCUCUUGCAUUCAGUCAGGGGUGUCCAAUUGUUUUCCACCUGGAGGAUGUGGCUUAUUUCAUACAUUUCAAUGAUUCAAACAUUCAACCUUAUUAAUAUGACUCUAUCUGCUUUCAUCGGCCGUGGGCCAAUAAAAAUCCACUUGCGGGCAGGAAAUGGCCCCCCAGCCAAACUUUGGACACCCUAGGACUAAACUCUCCAAAAUUCUGCUCCCAGAGUUUGAGAUGCGUGACUGAUUGGACAUAUAAAAUUUGAUCUUGCUAUGUUGGAUGUGUUUAAAAAGGAAUCAUGCUUAUUUUCAUUGUGGGCGAGAUGGAUUCAUAUUCAUCUGCAGAAUUUGGAAGAGUUUUCAUUUUGCACCAAUGAGACAAAAGAAGUGGAACAUUUUGUCUUUCCUUGGGAACCAAGGAGAUGGCUUUUUUGGUGAUGGAUCGGUCAUCAGCAAGCAAGACUAAAGAGCUUCUGCUAUGUCCACACCAACACUCACUUCAAAAACACACAUUUCAUCAUUAGUGGUGUAUGUCCUUGAAGGCAGCGUCUGCUGUCUGGUAUUACGCCAUCUCAGUAAAUAUGACAGUACUUUUAAGUUCUUUUAAGUGUGUUCAUCCUGGUAAUCCACGACUCCGGUCUGGACCAAAACAUUUUCAAAAGAUACUUGGUCACAUGCUGGCGUUUCACAACCCUCACAACAAAACACUUUCACACGCGCCCUAAUCCCCUAAAGCUAAUUAAUUAAUUAAUUAAUGCUAAUUAAAGCUAAUUAAGCGCUUGAGCCACCCUUAGAAGCAACAACCACAGCCUUUGUGAUAGCUUCCAGCAUUGUGGAGUCACAUUGGAGGCUUUCCCAGCACUGACCUUAAUCGAGGCAAGUCAAGCCUGCGGUUCUUUGAUGUCGUUGUGGGGUCUUUUGUGACCUUUCAGAUGAGGCGUGGUGUCAUGGGAAGGUUCACCACUGUUCCAUAUUUGUGGCCAUUUGUGGAUAAUUUAAUAAUUUGUGGCUCUCACUGUGGUUUGCUGGAGUCCCAAUGCUUUCCAGACUGAUAGAGCUCCAUUCAUGUCACUUAGGUUAUGUUUAAACACUCCACUGUAUGUACUGUAUUAUACUGUACAUCAUUAGAAAAUGUGAGUUUUUUUAAGGUGUGUGUUGGUGUGGACCAAGGGGCCAAGUGGGACCGGCCUGGACUGAUCUUUGGUCAGGUCAUCCUUUUUGGGUUCAUUGCACAUCACAGCAUGAGUUUGUGUUUUUCGGGGGGACGGAGUCGUGAUAUAUCGUUUCACACACAUCAGUUAUGCAACAUGACACUGUGCGCACACACACUCACACACACGUCUACCUAGUGUCCUCACCUGCCCUGUGUCCACUGGUGGUCUGCGCCCCCCCACACGCAGCAAAGAGCAGGUGAUGUUUGCGAUGUAUAUAACAUGUCAGACGUGCAUGGUAGGUGAAUGUGCAUGGGUUUCCAUUGCAAGCAAUAAGGAACGUGGUAUGAAAGCUGGAGUAGAAGUAGAACAAGUAGAGCGUGAAGGUGUGAUUGUGCACAUGCAUCUGCACUAACUCCGCAUGCAGCACAUCAAAUACGAAUGUAGGAUGCGGACCUUGACUUUAUGCAUGCCAAAUGCUAUGAUGCUCCUGGUCCCAAGAGACCAGCUUAGGUACUGUAACGGGGCCGGGCAGG
This is a messenger RNA of Doryrhamphus excisus (bluestripe pipefish), 4548 nucleotides long. The record is from RefSeq and is a predicted model, not a curated record. NCBI's taxonomy places the organism in Eukaryota, Metazoa, Chordata, Actinopteri, Syngnathiformes, Syngnathidae.